Oncorhynchus mykiss (rainbow trout) is the source of this 1748-nucleotide messenger RNA. RefSeq names its product myeloid-associated differentiation marker-like. NCBI's taxonomy places the organism in Eukaryota, Metazoa, Chordata, Actinopteri, Salmoniformes, Salmonidae. The record is from RefSeq and is a predicted model, not a curated record. Gene Ontology annotation, cellular component: membrane.
UACAGUACCGUGGCCCUGUCAGAGCAGUCCAGACUUUACAGGGAUCACAUACAGGAGUAUCAGAUACAGGAGGAUUGCAUACAGGAAGAGGAGAGGAAGAGAAGAAGACAGAAGCCUGAGGAGACUGACAGAGAGUGUCAGAGAGAGGUGUGACAAGUAGAGAAAAAAUUGUUUUUGAGUCAAGUCAGGGAGAGGAGGCAGGGGGAGCUCAGAGAGAGAGCUGUCCAAAGAAGUGGAAGAGAGAUCAAAGUGCAAAGAGAUCAACAGUGAAAAAAAACUCGGUGAGAAAACAAAAAAUAGACAUCUACAAUCGGUUUGAGUAGGUUAAAAGGUAGAACCACCGUACAGUACUGUACUUGACAGCCGGAUUUGACCAGAACUAGCAUCGCCAUGGUGACCCUGGACACGCGGACCCUGACGGUGCCCGUGGGCAUCGUGAGAAUGCUGGAGGUGGUCCUCACCUGUAUCUCCUUCAGCCUGGUGGCCUCGGUGGGUCACUUUGGCUCAUCCUACUGGGCCUGGUGCAUGUUCACCUGGGUCUUCUGUUGCUUCGUCACCCUCCUCAUCCUCAUCAUGGAGUUCACCACCCUCAAUGCCCGGGUGCCCAUCUCCUGGGACGACUUCACCACCGCCUUUGCCAUGCUGUCCACGCUCAUGGUGCUGGCUGCCUCCAUCAUCUACCCCACCUUCUUCACAUGUGUCUCCUGCGGGAAGCAGAUCGCCGCCACCGUCAUUUCCUGUCUGGCCUUCCUCUUGUACGCCACGGAGGUGGGCCUGAUCCGGGCCAAACCCGGCGAGAUCAGCGGCUUCCUCUCCACCGUCGCGGGCCUCCUCAAGGUCCUCGAGGCCUUCGUGGCCUGCAUCAUCUUCAUCUCUCUGGACCAUGGCUCCUACUCGCGGUUCCCAGGGCUCCAGUGGUGCGUGGCGGUCUAUUCGCUAUGUUUCAUCUUCGCCCUCAUCAUCAUCCUCUUCACUAUCUGCCGUCUGCUGUCGCUCUUCCCGUUCCCGUUCGACAAGGUGCUGACGGGCUACAACGUGCUGGCCGUGCUGAUGUACAUGACGUGCGUGGUGAUAUGGCCUCUCUAUAGCUUCCAGAACAACCACAGCAGACCCAGCGGGUGUGGCCGCAACUGCUACUGGGAUAACCAGGUUGUAGUGGCGUUCAUGACCUGUUUCAACCUUGUGGUUUACAUUGUGGACACGGUCUACUCUUUCAGGCUGGUGUUCUUCGUCACCCCGGCUUAGGACAAAGGUCAAAGGUCACCCACCUUACCCAACCUGAGAACUGGCCCUGAAACACAGUGCCGGAUCUUAAACAAUAGACUGAACUUUGCUUUUGUAUAAAUACAGCAAACUGUAACCAUGCUGUUUUUUUGGAACACUAAUUGGUAUUGGGAGAACGUCUCUGUAUGGUGGAUAAUAACCGUUUUACUGGGCAAGAUUACAUUGUGAAUGAUAAUGCUUCUUCAUGAAUGAAAUGGGGUUAUAAUACUGCUAGCAAUUCACAAACCAUAAGGUGGAUAAGAAUGUUCUGAAUGCUUGGAUCCGUACGUAGAUUCAAUGUAUAUUUUGUCUUCCCGUCUUUAAAAUACACAAGGAACUAUGCAGUGUGCCCUACGCAGUCCACAUGGGCUGUAAUCAAAGUGAAUAGAAAGAUCAAAGAGCUGUUCUUGAUAUGUUCAUUUUAUUCUCCAACUAUGUUACACCUUUGUCAUGGCCCAAAUAAAAACAGAUCUGCUAUGCAGUUG